Limulus polyphemus (Atlantic horseshoe crab) is the source of this 4385-nucleotide messenger RNA. Its product is annotated as A-kinase anchor protein 1, mitochondrial-like. The record is from RefSeq and is a predicted model, not a curated record. Lineage: Eukaryota; Metazoa; Arthropoda; Merostomata; Xiphosura; Limulidae. The transcript has 10 exons. Bases 706 to 2133 code for a protein of 475 amino acids. Gene Ontology annotation, molecular function: RNA binding.
ACUCUUGGAUGUUAUGGCGGAUGGUGUCCACGUGGGGUAACAAAAACAUGUUUUAAUUAUUUUGUAAUUUGCAUAAACAACGCUUUUCAUAUUCAGAAAGGUUUAAGGGAAAGGUCUGCGUUUGUAAGAGGUUACCAAAAACAGACAGCAAUUAAUUAGCACUUGAAUACCUGGUGCAUUGGCUUUAUUGAGCUUCAACAGAAAGGAAACAGCCUGGAUUUUGCUACAGCUACCACUGCAUCAAAGGUUUCUUCUGGUAGUGGUCUCAAAGAACUUGAGUCUGCAGUUUAUAAAAAAGUAUCUGCUUAAAAGGUGCUUACUAAAGCAUUGUGUGGUCAUGGGUUCAUCUGAAGGUCAUUCUACACAGAUGACAACCAUGACAGUUACAAACAUGUCUUCAGACAAAACUUGUUUGUGCUUAUUAAAUACAGAACCUGAAAAAUAUGACAGCUGUCAUUGCAAAAAAAUAACUUGGGAUGGUGCCUCUUUUAAAACCACUGAUAAAAUGGAAAAAUCAAUGAUAAAUCUAAUGCAUGAUGUAGCCAAUAUGCAGCUGGCAUCCUUACAAGAGAAAGAUUAUCAAAUUACUUACAAACAGGACAGUCAAAGUGAGAUGGAGCCAAAACAUUGUGCUGAAAAAAGGUAUGUCAAAAAUUAGAGAAACAAGCCAAUGAGAAUGAUUCACAGUUUUCAACUUUACAGAAAAUGGUCAAAUCUUUUGGAGAAGAAGAAGUAAAUACUUUGUUUCACAUACCAACAACAGCUUCUAGUUCUCUGAAUUCUGAUAAUCACACAGACCUGCAUAAAGAUCGCUGCAUCAAAGAAACCAAUUCAAUUUGUACUGUAACAUUAAGUGAUGUGUGUGAAGUACCAUCUACUGUGUCACCAAGUAUUAAUGAAGAUGCUGGCAUUUGUAUGGAAAUUCUAGGCCAUAAUGGCAAAAUUAAUUCAGAUUUAUACAGUGACUCAAAUUGCACAGUGACUAAUAAUAAAAUAGAUUUAUCUUCCACUCCCAUUAUUGUAACUAGAGAGACCAAUGAAUUUGGAGGUAUAAGCAGCCAUGUUUGUACUGAACCCUUGGUUUUAGAUGAUACUAGACAUCUGAAUCAUGCAGUGAGAAUGACAGACAGUCCUCAUCAUGGGGCUUUUUCUGAUGCUCAGAGUGAGCACUCAAGUGAUAGUGGAAAAGGUGGAAGUGACAUUCAGCCAAGUUCAGAACUUCCUAAUCCUAAGGGGGAUGAAUACAGUCUUAUCUAUGAGUUUGAGAUCCCACAAGAGCUCUGUGGGCGUCUGAUUGGACGUCAGGGUAAACAUGUGAAAUACAUCAAAAAUUGUUCCAAUGCUAGUGUGCUUAUAAAGAGGCAUCCUUUCAGCAAGGACUUCAAACUUUGUGGUGUUGAAGGUACUUCAGAAGAAAUCCGCAAUGCUCUGCAGCUUAUCAGGAAACGGUUUCCUACUAGUCGGUUUUCGUCCCUGACAUUAGCCCAGGUGAACAUUCCUAUCACACAUGGUGUUCCAAUACCACAUACGUUACAGCUCCACCUGCCAGAAGGUGUGUCUUGUGAUGUUAUUUUGUCCAGCAUGGUCAAUGCUGGCCACUUCUUCCUCCAACAACCCACACAUCCCACUUAUACGUCACUGAGUAGACUCGAUCAGUGUAUGGUAACUUGUUAUGCUCAGACAGAAACUCCAACACUACCAUAUCCCGUUGAAGCUGGUGUUAUCUGUGCUGCUCCUGUCAUGGAUGGUUGGUUUCGUGCACAGAUUGUGCAUGUUUAUGACGGUAUGGAAGAAUGUGAUGUCAAAUUUGUGGAUUAUGGAGGAUAUUCCUGCUUACCUGUUGCAUCUCUCAGACAGAUUCGGAGUGAUUUUAUGACAUUACCUUUCCAAGCGGCCGAGUUCUAUCUUGCAAGUGUAAAACCUGUUGAUGAAGAACUUGGCUGGUCAGUGGAAGCUUGUGCUGCUUUUGAAGAAAUGGCUCAAGGACAUAUCCUUCAAGCACUGAUUGUAGCUUUUGCUGAUGAUGGUAUUCCUUGUGUUCAUCUUUAUCGUGUGCAAGGUGUUUCAGUUGUUUUCAUCAACCGAGAACUAGUGAACCAAGGAUUAGCAAGUUGGAUAAAUCUUCAAGUUUAAAUCAGUCUUCUGUUAUUUGGUCUGUUUUAUUAUUUCAUUGUUUUAUGUAUUGUUUGUUACAAAGUGUGUAAGUAGGCUGUAGAAUGUCUUUUCAAAGCUGAAGUUUUUCAUUUUUAUGGGUCAGGACAUUACUGUGAAGGAUGGCUGUUGAUAAAUGGAUAUGAUUAUAUAUAUUACAUGUUUAUUAAUUAUGGUGUUCUGAGUUACAAUAUGUAACAGUGAUUAAUGUAUUGAUGAUGUUUAUUUUGUAAACUUACUCUGUAUUUAUGAACUGUCGAGGGUAUAAUAUAGUUAUAUUUUAGAAGAGGCCAUUACCCUAAUCUUUUUCAGUGAUAGGAGAAUUUUUUAUUUCAGUGUGUGGUUGCUUCCAUGUUGAACAUUUGGUAUAAAGUAUGCAAUUAUAAUUAAAAUUUAAACUGACCCUUUAUAGUGAGUGUUUUCCAACCUAACUUACUAAUUGAAUUGUUUCACAGUAGUUGAGUAUUUCAUUUAACCUUUUUUUUGUUCCUACUAGUUGAGUAGCUUUCUAAUUUCUUAUUGUGAUACUGAUGACAUUUUCAAAUAGCUUGUCGUUGUUUCAUUAAAUAUUUGAAAAAAACUACUAAUUUUUGAAAGAAAAUACUGAAGGAUUGUAAUAGAAUGUUGUAGGAUAUUAUCAUUUGUUUAAAAAUAAAUUGCAAUUAAUUAAUAAUUCAGUUUCUUAAUAAUUGCUGAUAAAGUGUAUUUUUACAUUUACAAGAAAAGAAUAAACACACAUGCACAUAUAUAUAAUUUUUUUUAUUUGAUUUAUUAAAGUUGGGGGUUAGUUUUCCAUUCUUGUAGUUUAUCUAUUUGAAUUUUUUAAAAUCUUAUUGUAAAAAACAGUGAUUUUGAGGUUUUGGACAUUGUUUGCAUAAUAUGAAAUUUUAACAGGAAACACAAAACCAGUGGUUAAACGUUGAAAAGAUUAGUUUGUGACUUAUUUUUACCUUCAUUUAAAUUUAGAAUGUUUAACAGCAGCAUAAAAUGUAUAUAUUGAUGUUAAAAGGAAUUCUUCCUGCAAGUUGCCUUUAGUAACACUUACAAUAUUCCAUCUACUAAAAACAAUUAUCCUUUCAGCUGUUAGUUGUUUUGAAAAUAGAAUGGAGCUAUUAAAUGAAUAAUUCAUUAAUUUUGUCGGCAUGAUGCAUUAAAAAUUGUAAUAUUUGUUCUAAUCUUAGACUUCAUGUUGUGAUUGAUAAACUGGCAUGAUGAAUUUGUUUUUGUACUAAACCUUUCCUAUUUACUAUAAUUUAUAACAAAUAACAUCCUACAUUGUUGUGAUAGUGUUGGAACUUCUGCAUUUGGCAUUCUCUGUAACUUUUGAAAUAUUUAUUCUUGUUUGUUACUCUUCAGCUUUAUUUACUAGAAACUAUAUAUUAAAGUAACUGUUUUAUUAUGUAUUGUAGAUUUUCAGAUACAGUUAUCCUAAACACUCAGGGCUUCACUGUUCUAUUUGAUAGUCCAUCAAUAGUUCAUGGCUUCUGUGUGUAGUAUUUCAUAUGCAAGUGUAAUUUGUGUAAUUGUGCAUUGUCAGUGUUUCUUUGAGUACUUCUUAAUAUUUCUGGUUUUUUUAUAUACAAGUCUUAAGUGGUUUUACAGAUUUAUUUGCUUUUAGGUAAUUACUUAAUGUUAAUUUUGUGUUUAUAUGGUACCUUUAGGUUAUAGAUAUAGUGAAUGAGUGACACAAGAAAUUUUUUAAACUUAUAAUACAUGUGUCAUUAAAAUAGGUUACAAAAACAGAAGCAGUAGAAUUUUUAGUUUGUUUGAAACUCAGAAAUAUACCUUGUAGAAUGAUCUGAGAAUGAGUGUACUAUUUUAUUAAAGAUAUGUGUGUUUAUAUCUGUAAAUUGAAGAAUUUUGUCUGAACACUGAGCCAACUUUUCCAUUUAAGUAUGAGUUUAGCAAUCAAAAGUAUUUUCAACAACAAUUUAAGUUACUUUUCACUCAUUUGGGUAAUUGUUUUACACUUAAAACCCAAGCAUUUUCUUAACUAACCUCCAUCUAAUUCAUUUUCAAGUGUUUAAAGGGGAAAGAAAUCAGAAUAUUUUUUCAGUAGCUUUUUUCUUGUUUUGACCCACUAUGUGGAAUUAAAAAAUUGCACAACCUCCCAUAUGUAUAAAUGUCAUAUAGAAAACCUGUUAUAAAAUGUUGUGUUUACUUACGAUAACAUACAUUUGAAUAAUCUACAGAGUACACCAAGUAAUAUUCAAAGUGUUCUCUUUUACUGUAAA